This is a messenger RNA of Anneissia japonica, 5410 nucleotides long. RefSeq lists its product as uncharacterized. Bases 285 to 1139 code for a protein of 284 amino acids. Lineage: Eukaryota; Metazoa; Echinodermata; Crinoidea; Comatulida; Comatulidae. The transcript has 8 exons. The record is from RefSeq and is a predicted model, not a curated record.
UUUUGAAAACUAAUGCUUUCAUCGAAGGAUCCUACCCUGAAUUUUACCCAAAUUUUGGAGCUAUUAAAACAUAAAUUAAAUCUUUUAUAAAUUACUUGGAAUUUUUGAGAUAUCUUAUAACUAUACCUGGUGCGAGUUGAGUUAAGGUUUACGCUUGAAAAUUAUCGUAUCUGUGAAAAAUCAAAGUUUUCACCAUAUUUCAGAGGACACUCGUGCGCAUCGAUUGAUACCAAAUAAUUGUGUUAUUUUUGUUGAUGACUUUUACCUAAACCAACCAGACUAAAAUGUCAACAACAGAUUCAAGUACCGGAAUGUCUGACAUGGAAGAGAAGAAAAAUUUUCUUCGAGUAGUAACUGCUUUGAAUUCUGAAGGAAAAAAGUGUUUGCGACGUUUACUUGACAACUACUUAAAGCAUCACGAUAAUAAUCUUUUGGACUACUAUAAAAGUAUAAAAGAGGAAAGAAGAGAAAAGUUCGAAUAUCUAAUCGAACCAUCCGUCAUAAAAAAUUUCGACAUCACAGAUUUACAUGCUGCUUUACGUUAUGUACAUGACAAGAACACGACAUGGGAAGGGUGGGGAGAGGGAGAGAGCGAUGAGAUGUUCAAAGCUGCUACAAAUAUUAAGAAUAUGCGCAACAGACUAUUUCAUCUACCCUCUGAGAAUUUGAAGUAUGACGACUUCAAGGAUAUUAUGGAUAAAUUGAAGGAAAACAUCAUUAAGUUAGGUGGUGAGGCUCAAGUAGUUGACGAUUUUAGGAAUGAACAAUUUGGUUCUCCUAUAGUCAUACAAGCGUUUCUGGAAAUAGUACAUGAUUCUAAGAAGUAUUUUGAACAGGAGGAAAGACAUGAUAGAUACAUACAAGAAUCCGUUGACGUUAGUCAGUCAUUCCCCUCUGGAAUACAGUCAUUAAACAUAUCGGCGCUGGAAGUGAUGCAGAAUAGCUCGAUUACAUUUUCAACGACACCACGAAAUGUUAACAUUUCACGCAUGCGAAUUGACAGAGAAAGCCGUGCAAACUUUGCCAAUGAAUUAGUACAGCCGCAUACCAAAAUAUCAGUGCAACGUCAAGAGCAAGUUGCAAAAUAUGGUGGAGCUCAAGCAUCAAGCUCCGAUCAAACAACAGAAUCAAGGAUGUGAUUGAGAAGAAAAUGAUGAAGCUUAGAAAAUGUAUUGUCACAGUAGCUAUAGAAUGUACAUAGGCCUACUGUAGUUUUCAUGAUUUGAAUACAUUGAUGUCCGUUGGUUCAGGUACGGUAUAUAAGAUGUGAUAGAGAAGAAAAUAAGCUUAGAAAAUGUUUGCAUUGUAUUUUCAUUGUAGCUAUAGAAUGUACAUACAGGAGUUUUUAUGAUUUGAAUGUCCGUUGGUUAAAUUAAGAUGUGAUUGAGAAGAAAAUAAUGAAGCUUAGAUGAAAAUGUUUGCAUAUUUUCAUUGUGGCUAUAGACUGUAUGUAAAUAGUUUUCAUUAUUUUACUACAUUGAUGUCAAUGUUGGACAUAAUUAAAAUGAUUUUAAAAUGCUUUUCAAUAAUUUGAAAGCUAUUAGCGAUAUCGUAAUUUUAUAGUAAAUGUUCCUAAUAUUUUUAACAAAUUUCUUAAUGCUACUUAGUAAUAAUAGGCCUAAUCGUCAUUUAUGUAGCGUCAUUUAUGUAGAGCCAUUUCCUCGCGGUUGCACAAGAGCGCCUGUUAGGGAGCAGAAUCAGUGAACCAUAAGAAAAACUACAAUUCAGUGUAAAAUUAUUAAUUUGUCAUAUUUUAAAAUGUUGUACCGAACACUUUCAGCAAGUAGUAUAUAGUCAAAUAGUUAUGUAAUAGUCUUCGUUUUAUUUGCUAAUAUACAAAACAUACACUUUAGUAUGUUUUGCAUGGAUUUAGAGAAGACAGUUGCCCUAGGAUAUAGAGUAAAAUAAAAUCCCGGCUGUCCAACAUCAUAAUCAUCAUCACCAUGCCGCCGCCACCAUUAUUUCUCCAUCCCAUUAUUCCUCCAACCGGAUUUACUCUUACAACUCACAGGAUGCUAGCAGAGUGUCUAUACUUGCCAGAAGCGGGCAGUAGACACAAAAAUUUUAAUCAACUGUAUGUGUACUUGCAUAAAGACUUACACAAAUUUCAGUAACUUAACGACAUUGUACACUGGCAAUGUCAGAAACCUGCUCAACCUACUGGAUCACAGGGAUCCAUGAGAACACAAGAGUCCAAUGUCCUCCUGACUGAUGGUAUUAUUCAUAACCAAAGUCAAGGUUGCUUUUCCUUUGCUCACAUUAUUGUGAGGAGUAUAAUUAAUAAAAUUGAUCACUUUAGAAUAUUGUUAUCCAAAAAUCCAUUUGAUGUCAUCUUUUUAAAUGAAACGUUUUGUGACUCAUCAAUCUCAGCGAACGACGAUAUUAAUCUUCCUGAAUAUUCCCUUGUAAGGAAAGAUAUAAAUCGCCACGGGGGAGGGCCUGACUUUUAGUCGUCGAGAAAACUUAGAAACAGAUGAUGUCGAAUGCAUCCGGGUUGAAAUUAAAUGCAAAAAAGGCGGCCUAUACUUAUCUGUUCUAUUUAUAGACCGCCCUCAAGUUCGAUUGCCUUUAUUGACAAAUUGAAUGAAAUUAUCGAAAAAAGCGUCUUGUGAAUGCAAACAAAUAAUUGUACUUGGUGAUUUUAACAAUGAUAUAUCAGACGACAAAAAUAGUACCAAUCUUUCAUCCACAUGCUUCUAUUUGUUUCAAAUGACGCAACUCAUACACGACCUAACCCGCGUCACUAAUUCCAUCCAAACCACGAUCGAUCUUAUUGUUAGCUCGAAGCCUGAGGUAAUACUUGAAUGUGGUGUCUUACCUGUACUCAUUAGUCGUUAUGUUAAUUUUAGAUGUUUUAACAACUUAGAUAAUGAAACUUUCCAACGCGAUCCCCUGAAUGUCAUGGGAAAAUGUUCUAACCUGUCACAGGGUUGAGGAGGCAUAGAGUCUAUGGCACUCUCUAUCUAUGGGUGUCAUUAACCAUCACGUUCCGAUAAAAUCCAAACGCGUUCGAAGUACCUCUUUACAUUGGCUUGAUGUUGAAAUUACCCGACUUAUGCGUCAACGCGAUCGCACUCAUGAAAUUGCAAAACAAUUUAAUUCUCAAAACGAUUGGGACGCAUACAAAAGACUACGGAAUAUCGUAACUAACAGCAUCCGUAAAAAGAAAAACGAAUAUUUCACAUCAUCCAUUGAAGCAUCAAAGGUAAUGCAUCAAAGGUGAUGAAAAGUUAAAAGAGGCUCUUCCGAAUAAACCGAAAUCAGUUCCAAAUUCUAUCACUUCCAAAAAUGGAAAAAAUGUUAAAUAUCAAGCCGAAAUUGCUGAUAUAUUUAAUGAACAUUUCUCCACAAUUGGAGGACGUAUGGCAAGUAGUGACGACGUCACGCGCGAAUUCGAAAUGGACAAUGUCAAUUUAUCUUUUUCUGAACCAAUUCAGUCAUGUACUCUGCCUAAUAUCACGGAAGAUUUUGUUCGAAAACAAAUCACAUCAAUGUCGGCUAGCAAAGCAACUGGUCCGGAUGGCGUUAGUGUAAAAAUGUUGAAGCUUGUUAAUAUUGGUGGGAAAUUGUCAACAUCUUUGCUAUUAAACACUGGCGUGCCACAAGGAUCUAUUUUGGGACCACUUUUAUUUAUUAUUUAUACCAGUGAUUUGCCACCUUGUAUCUCUCUAAAAAGUAAACUAUUUAUGUAUGCUGUUGACUUAACGUUAACCUGUUGCUCCUCCAGUGUUAAGGAUAUUGAAAAUAAAUUAAAUGUAGCAUUGGAAAUAGUUAACGAUUGGGCCAUUAGAAACAAACUUACAAUUAAUUUAAACAAGACUAAAUCCAUGCUCGUUGGAUCCAAAAAGAAAAUUUCCAACGUAGACUUUAAUGUCACUCUUGCCCAUACUGUAAUUGUUAGAACGAAAUCAUUAAGUGUCUUGGUGUCAUCAUUGACGAAACUUUUGAGUUGGACACUACAUGUUGAAUUUGUCAAGAAAACAGUUUCAUCCAAACUGGGUACUAUGUUAAUUAGAAUAGGUAAUUGUGUCCCCAAAGAAGCCUAAACACCCUGUUCGUAAGCUUAGUUAGGCCAUCUUUGGACUAUUGCUGCACUGUAUGUGGAGGUCGUUACAUAUUCCACAAUAACUUACUUAACAAGUGUAUAAAAAGAGCAGCUAGGAUGGUUUUAAGGUGUGAUUUUCUUACCCCAUCUGCAGAUAUGUUUGCACAACUCAGUUGGCUUUCGUUUUCUGAAAGGGUUACGUAUAAAAAGCUAUACUUGUUGAUACAUUUAUUAAACAAUUGACACCUUUAUACAUGAUAAACCUUUUCACACCGUUAUUGCAAGCUCUUGAAACGAGACAGUCAACUAUUAUGAAGUUGAAGGUUCCUUUUUCGAAAAGCGAAAGUUAUUCCACGAGUUUUAAGGUGACCGGGGCGAAUAUAUGGAAUGACUUAGAUAUUGAUUUGAGAACUGCGACUUCUCUAAACAUAUUUAAAUACAAAUUGUACGAGGCACUAAUUAAGAAAAUAUAACCAGUUACGACCAUGUGCUUUAAAUGCAGGGCCCCAAUGGAAAUCAGUGUUUUAACUGUUUGGGCUACCCUGGGUAAAUAAAUGUAAAUAAAUAAAUAAAUGAAAAAAGGAUAUCGCCUCCUUUCCGGCUGAUGUCACUGGUUUACCAUAUUUAUAGUUUUACAUUUGUUGAUAUUUCAAUAUCUAAAUAAAUCUAUGAGAAAUAAUUGGAGGUCUUCGUUGUUUGGGUCUUUCGUCUUCGUUUUGUAGACACCCAUGUAGGGUGUCUAUAAAAUGAAGACCCUUGAAAAUUUCACAAACAGACGCCCAAAAAAAUUCGUAAUUUUGAUUUUGUGACAGCCUGGUGUAUUAUCAUCAAAAUAAAAGAGAAAAAAUAGGGGUCUUCGUUUUUGGGACUUCGGUCUUCGUUUUAUAGACACCCGUUUCGAAGAAGCAAGUUUCCAAAGUUUAAUGAACAACCUUUGACAACAAAUGUUCCAUUUUAACUGCAUGAGGUGAGCGACCUUCGGUGGAUCAUAAAAUGAAAAAACUCCGGACUGAACAUGGAAGAAUAUAAUUGACUGACUCUGAUUUCCGAGUGUCAAUGUAAUAUGGCAAUUAACUCAACACUGCCUCAUCAUCAACCUCAUCAUCAUCAUCACCAUCGUCAGCACUACCAUCAUUAUUAUCAUCACCAUCACUAACUACCAUCACCAUUGUUAUCUACUCCAAACAAUCACAGACACGGGGAGAGUAAAUGCGUAAGCAGGCCUUCUGUACACUUAUUGUGUAUUAUACCGUAUUCAAUUUAAAAUCUUGGUACUUUCAUCAUAUUAGCCUACUGGUUAAGUUAAAGAUAUUUAUCAUUUUAUGCAUUACGCAGCUUUUUUAGAUAUUAGGCAUAGUGAAUAAA